AACACGUUGCCACUUUGAGGAGGUCCAGCACAGACCCUGCAGUCCAGGAACCUGCCCGCCUCUCUGUCUCCUUGACAACCAGACGCUCAGUGUGGGUGACACCUGGCUCCAAGGAGAAUGUAAACAAUGCACGUGCACUCCAGAGGGAGUUUUCUGCCAAGACAUCGACUGCAGAGUGGACGGUGCUUGGACCCCCUGGUCGGUGUGGUCUGACUGCUCAGCGACUUGUGGUCGGGGCACACAUGUUCGAACCCGCGCCUGCAUCAACCCCCCACCACGAAACAAUGGUUCUCACUGCAGCGGGCCAGAGAAAGAAACACAGGACUGUCAGACCCCUCCGUGCCUGGAUGACCUUUGCCCUUGGUCUCCUUGGUCACCGUGCUCCCAGACGUGUGGGGCGGGGUCUGUAUCACGACACAGGGCGUGUGUGUGCGAGCAGGGAGGAGAUGCGGCGUGUCCCCCUGAGAUCGAGGCUGAGAGGAACCGCGUGGAGACGCAGCUGUGCUACAAACAGCCCUGUCCAGGCUGUCCCAUGUCAGCGUGGAGCGUUUGGUCUCAGUGUUCCUGUGCGUCCCAGAGGCAGCAGCGUUACCGUGUAGCGCUCUCUUCACCCACCAGGGGCCAACAGUGCACUCCUGUGGAAACGCAGAGCCGGGCAUGCGGUCUCAGCCGCUGUGAUGAAGUCUGCGAAGCCCCGUUUGUGUACUCGUCGUGUGGCGCUCCCUGUGAGAAGCAGUGUGAACUGCGUGGCCGUGAAGAUCUGUGUCUGAGUGUCAGCGAGUGCACACCUGGCUGUUACUGUCCACAGGACCUGCUGCAGUAUAAUGGGAGCUGUGUUCCUCCAGAGGAAUGUGGCUGCAUCCACUUGCAGCACCAAGCUCCAGGAGAUCCACCCACGCCUGUCACCGUCCCACAGGGGGCCACGGUCACCAUAGGCUGCAGUACCUGUCUUUGUCACGAUGGGAGUUUGCAGUGCGACAUGAGAGAAUGUGAAGUCGUCCUCAGCGAGUGGUCGGGCUGGACUCGGUGCUCUCCCUGCGUGCUGCAGCACAACAGCUCGCAGAUGGUGUCGAUCCAGAGGUGCUUUCGAGCCUGUUUGGACCUGGAUUCUGGUCUUCCAGUCUCUAGAGAGGAGGAGAGCCAGUGUCCAGGACUGCUGGUAGAGGAGAGGCCAUGUCCAGAUGCUAACAUCUGCAGAGAUGUGUGUCAGUGGAGUGGGUGGAGUGCUUGGACAGCGUGUGCUGAGCCGUGCAGCGGUGGAGUCAGGCAGCGCUACAGACAGCCCCUGGCCUCUCCUGCAGGACCCCAGUGUAGGAGCCAAGAGACCCAGACCCAAGGAUGCAACACGGCCCUCUGCCCAGGUGAGCGCUGUGAGGACAGGGAUCGAGCCUCCCAGGACAGCUGUGCCAACAAGUGUCCUCGCAGCUGCACUGACCUAUGGGAGCAUGUGCAGUGUCUCCAAGGAGCCUGUCACCCGGGUUGUCGGUGUCCAGAAGGACAGCUGUUGCAAGAUGGCCGCUGCGUGCCAGUGACAGAAUGUCGUUGUGGUAUCCCAUCAGGCAACGGGACGCUGGAGUUCCUCCCUGAAGAGGAGUUUACUGUGGACUGUAACACCUGUGUGUGUGAGCAUGGCACGGUGGUGUGCUCCAAGCUUCCCUGUCCAGUUUAUGAGCCCUGGAGUCCAUGGAGCGCCUGCUCAGCUUCAUGUGAGCGAGGCCGGAGAACCAGGACGCGCCGCUGCCAGGACACAGAGGGCGGCCCGCCCUGUGCCGAAGUCACGCAAACAGAAAUCUGUGAUCUGCCGUCGUGUCCAGCGGGUUGUUUGCUGAGUGAGUGGUCGGCCUGGAGCGAGUGCAGCGCCUCCUGUGACGGUGGGUUGUCAUUGCGGAACAAGACGGUCCUCCGAGAGCCAGAGCCCGGUGGGACAGCCUGUGUCGGGCCACUUGAACAGCACGUUGUCUGUAACACCAACAGCUGCCUGCCCGAGUGUCCCGGCACGCAGGUGUCCAGUGACUGUUCAGCUUCCUGUCCGUAUACCUGCCAGGACUUGUGGCCACACACUCAGUGUUUACCUGGACCCUGCACGCCGGGGUGCACAUGCCCUCCUGGACAGGUGUUGCACAGGGGCUCCUGUGUGGCUCACGCUGACUGUCCCUGUUCGCCGCUCUCUUUGCCGGCUGAUUUUCAAAGCUGGAAUGUCAGCUCCGAGUACUUCACGGAAGCUCUGCUGCCCCCGGGAGCGGCCAUCCAGCACCUCUGCAAUACAUGCUUGUGCCAAGGUGGGAUGUUCAACUGCACCUCAGAGCCCUGUGAGGUGGACUGCCAGUGGUCCACAUGGUCCCAGUGGAGUCCUUGUUCAGCCAGCUGUGGUGCAGGACAGCAGAGCUCCAUCAGAUUUGUUCUGGAGCCCAACCAGUAUGGAGGGGCUCCGUGUGAAGGCCCUAACCUCCGCACAACAACCUGCAUCGCCCUGACUGUGGUGAGUGAGAGGAAGGGAGACAGUUGA
This is a messenger RNA of Maylandia zebra (zebra mbuna), 2506 nucleotides long. The record is from RefSeq and is a predicted model, not a curated record. Lineage: Eukaryota; Metazoa; Chordata; Actinopteri; Cichliformes; Cichlidae.